Cornus florida is the source of this 750-nucleotide messenger RNA. Its product is annotated as mitochondrial import inner membrane translocase subunit TIM10. The record is from RefSeq and is a predicted model, not a curated record. The coding region runs from base 151 to 444 and encodes 97 amino acids. Lineage: Eukaryota; Viridiplantae; Streptophyta; Magnoliopsida; Cornales; Cornaceae. The transcript is spliced from 6 exons. Gene Ontology annotation, cellular component: mitochondrial inner membrane. Gene Ontology annotation, biological process: protein insertion into mitochondrial inner membrane.
AGUCGACCAUCGUCUCGUUGUUGAACCUCUGGUAAACCCUGAUAUAUUGUGCAAUUUUUAGGGUUUGGUUCGCUAGUCUAUCACUAUUGGCGUUCAUAACUGAGUAUCUUUCAUCGUUCGUGUUCUCAGUCACUCAGAAGUCUGAUAGUAAUGGCGGCCAACAAUAAAACACCAGCACCAACACCAACACCAACACCGGCACCAAUCCAGUUGGACAAAGAACAGAUCUUUGACAUGGCAGAGAAGGAGAUGGAGUAUAGGGUUGAAUUGUUUAACAAGCUUACCCAAACAUGUUUCGAUAAGUGUGUCGAGAAAAGGUUCAAGGAGACCGAGUUAAACAUGGGUGAAAAUAGCUGCAUCGAUCGUUGUGUUUCAAAAUACUGGCAGGUGACCAAUCUCAUUGGGCAGCUGCUUGGUUCCCAUAACAGUAAGCCUCCAGUGUAAAUUUUGGCAUACUUAUCAAACUAUGCUCAGAAUAUCAUUUGCUCCAAAUUACACACAUAAUUGAUUGGCUGCCAAGGGAAUCUGGGAAAUUUCUUGACGUUCAAUCCAGUUAUUUAAGUUUUUGUAAUUCUGAAUCUAUGGUUUUAUAAACUGAUGCAAUCAGCCAGUGGUAAGUUAGAACUUCGCGGUAAAUUAUUUUUCUUAUUACAAGUAACCUUGUGGAAAAUUCUUAUUGUUUCAAGGUAAUCCAGUAGUAUUGUUACAAGGCAAGGAACUGAAGGUUAUUAUAUUUUGCUAUUUGGUUCA